AUGUGCGCCGACGGUGCUUCACCGGGAGGUGGUGCGGCCGCGCGGGGAAGCAGCCCUGCACCGGUGCUGCGCGAGCCGAGUCCAGGGCCCUGUGCGGAGACCAGAGAAAGCCCCUUCUUCGCUGCCGCGCUGGCGGUGAUCAAGGGCGCCGCCGCAAGAGCUCUGGAGAUUCCGCUGGCCCUCACCACGGAGGCAGUGAAGCCCUGCAACGACCUCUCGGGUCGACUUACGCUGAACUCCGUGGAGACCUUUCCAUCGAAGCCACAGCGAACAAAGUUUGAAAAGCUGGUCGCCGAGAAAGUCUCGGAAGACGCUGCCUUCCGGGUGUUCACAUUGCCCAAGGCCAUGGCCAAGGAGCUUUACGGCAGUGCCUUCUGCAGUGUGGACCGGCCAGAGGAAGAACUCCCAGAUCCAGUGCAGCUUAUCAGCUUGUCGGACUGGUGCCUCAUAGUCGGCGACUACCCGGUACUCAAGUCUACUGCCCAGCUGGGUCGACUCGAGCUGACCGGAUUCAAGCACCGGAACGAGAAGGGCCACUUCGAGGUCAGCUUCAAAAUUCAUCCACCAGGUACAGGUCCAUCGCUAGCAGAGGCUUCUGACUCUACUCCGCCCGCAUUAGCAGAGCUUCUGCCCACUGCGGCAGCAAGCUGA
Molecule: messenger RNA, 651 nt
Organism: Symbiodinium necroappetens
Lineage: Eukaryota; Dinophyceae; Suessiales; Symbiodiniaceae
Source: the annotation of a GenBank genome assembly